Messenger RNA from Ambispora leptoticha, 176 nucleotides. NCBI's taxonomy places the organism in Eukaryota, Fungi, Glomeromycota, Glomeromycetes, Archaeosporales, Ambisporaceae. The record is from the annotation of a GenBank genome assembly.
AACUGAUUAAAAAAUCAGUGGAAUUAGAGAAAAAAUAUGCCUUGGAUGCUUGUCCUAAAGGAAUAGUAGGGAUUAAUGCUGAGCAAUUUAGCGAGUAUGUGGAAUAUGUGGCAGACCGUCGUUUAGAAAGAAUUGGCUUACCAAAAAUAUAUUUUACGCUUAAUCCUUUUCCCUGA